AAUAAAUAUGGCGACUUCGGGGUGACGAAACGUGGCUCAUAAAAAUGCAAUACCUUGCUACUUAUAUCAGGAUGCACAUUGUAUUUUAUAGAACCAAGAAGACAUUUGUAUGACUGUUACUAUUAUCCAUUUGCUGGAAUGGAUGAGGAAGCAUUAAGGGGUUUAAACCCUAUAUCUGAUCCACAACUACAGAGGAGGGCAUUGCAGUACUUUGAACAAUUAAAGUCUUUGGAAAGUGGAUGGAAGUUGUGUGCAGAAGCAUUUGUUAAUGGAUCAUAUCAUGGGAAUGAUCAUGUGAAGUUUUUCUGCUUGCAAGUGAUUGAGCACUAUCUGAAAACAGGAUACAAUCAGGCUAUCCUAGAUGACCACCAGAAUAUUAAGUCUUUUAUUGCAAGAUGUUUACAGUUACAGGGAUCUGAAGGCACUCAAGACAGAAGUUUCAUCAGGAACAAAAUUGCCCAGAUUAUCUCCCUUGCUUUUGUGCAUGAUUACCCACACAGAUGGCCAUCUUUCUUCACAGACUUGUUACAGACAGUAUCACCAAACCACCACUCAAUAGAUAUUUACUUGAGAGUUCUCCUGGCCAUAGACAGUGAUGUUGUAGACAGAGAGAUUGUUCACACACCUGAGGAGUUUCAGAGAAAUACAUUGAUCAAGGAUGCCAUGCGAGAACAAGCUGUUGGACAGUUAGCAGGGACAUGGUAUGAAAUUUUGACAACUUAUGAGACAUCCAACCCAGAAGUUGUUUGUAUGUGCUUAGAUGUCAUUGGAAAGUUUAUUUCGUGGAUUGACAUUAAUCUGAUUGCCAAUGACAAAUUUGUGACAGUUCUGUUAAAUUUCAUGACCUUGACCUUGAUAAGGGAAAGUGCAUGUGAUUGUAUAACAGACAUUCUGAACAAAGGAAUGGAUCCAAUCGUCAAAACAAAGCUUGUGGAGUCUUUUACCAAUGUACUGGAGGAGAGAGGAAUCUUAAGUCCAGUAGAGGAUGAAGAAGGUGAUUUCCUUGCCAAGUUAUCCAAGUUGGUGAAUGCCAUUGGUGUGAACUUAAUACUAGCUUGGCAGAAAUUACUGAAAACAGAAGACAAGGAAAACACUGAAGCUACCUUGCAGGCCUUAGAGAGUAAGGUGCCAUUGAUGUUCCGUUUUCUUAGCGACGAGGAUGAUGAUGUUUCUGGUGCUGUAGCUCAAUUUUCGCAGGAAUAUAUUGCCUUGUUAAAACAGAUGAAACCACUCAGCCAGAAGCAGAGAGAAAAUAUGGAGGGUCUGUUGUACAUUGUUAUAAAAAAGAUGACUUAUGAUGAGUCUUAUGAUUUUGAACAUGAGGGAGAAGAAGAAGCCAUGUUUCAGGAGUACAGAAAACAGUUGAAGACUAUUUUUAACAAUUUAGCUGCUUUAGAUGCUCAGCUAAUAAUAGUAACAGUUCAUAAUAUUUUGACACAGACUUUACCUAACUGGGAAAGGAUGGACCAGUUAGAGACAGAAUUAGCCAUUAGUCUAUUAUAUCAACUAGGAGAAGCAUUGCCGGAAAAAGAAAAUGACAACAGAAAUUUUAUUUUGCAGGCUACACAAGGCCAGCAUUUCAGUGGGGAUCUAACUAAGGCAUCUGUUUUGCAGGAAAUGAUGAGAUUGUUAAUUACAAGUCGUGUGAGUUGCCAGGGUCACAUGUCUGUCAUGUUACAGUUCUUUGAGACUGUAGUGAGAUAUGAUAAAUUCUUUAGUGUAGAACCACAACACAUUCCUGACGUACUAAUGGCUUUCACUGAUGAAAGAGGAUUUCGACAUCGAUCAGCACAAGUUAGAAGUCGUGCAUCAUAUUUAUUUUCCAGAUUUGUUAAAGGUGUAAGGUCUCACAUCCAUAACUAUGUUGAGGAGAUUUUACAGAGAAUUCAAGAUCUACUGGUACUAAAUACACCAGACAAUGGGUACCAGCAUCUUUUGUCAUCUGAUGAUCAGUUGUUUCUUUAUGAAACUGCUGGAAGCUUGAUUGUUUGCAGUAAUCUUCCAAGUGAGAAAAAGCAGACAUUGAUGAAAAAUCUCUUAUCUCCUAUAGCAACAAAAUUUGAAAGUUUAUUAACCAAACUUGUUGCAGAAACUAAUCAAGAAAAGCAACUUGCUUAUGCUCAAAGUAUCAACACUGCCACUGCUCUUGCAAGUCGAGUCAGUAAAGGAUUUUCUAGUCAGCAAACUAUGCAGGUGUGUGGAUGUGUUGAUACGUUUACAGAUCUGUUACGAUUGUUUUUACAAGCUGUUAAUGUGCCAAUACACAGACAAUUAAUUCAUACAGGGGUGCGGCAAUAUUUACAUAGAAUGGUUGUGUGUAUGGAGAAGGAGAUACUUCCUUUCGUUCCUGUUGUUUUAGAGAAUUUAUUGAAGCAGCCUGAUGCAAGGGAAUUACAUGAUUUUCUACCCUUGAUGAAUCAGAUGAUUAUGAAAUUUAAAAGUGCCAUAUCACCAUUUCUACAAGAGGUAUUUAUGCCUUUAGUUAGUACCAUUUAUCAAGUGUUGACAACACCUACUGAUGAAUUGGACCAGGUGACAGCUAAUGAUAAAAAGAUGUUACAGAGGAGUUAUUAUUUAUUUAUAUGUACUAUUGUGUGCAAUGAUGUUCUGGAUGUAUUGAAAAAUCAAGACAUGCAAAACUUAAAUCAGGUGUUAAUUACAUUUAUACAAGGUGCUGUUGAUAUUCCCGACCCUCAGAGUCAGAAAAUGUGCUUUAAUAUACUGAGAAAGCUUGUUGAUUCAUGGGGUGGAAAUGAUGGAAUGGCUGGUUUUGUUGAUUUUAUGUAUAAAAGUAUUAUUCCUGCUUGUUUGAUGGCACCAAUGAAACCUAGCUUUGAUUUAAAUGAUGGACAGACGUCUCUUGCUUUAGGUGAAUGUUCAAAUUGUUUAAGAGAAAUUUAUGGAAAAAGGGGAGAUGAGAUGAUACAAUAUUUACUGUCAGAAUACCUACCUACAUUACAGUUGUCACAACAACAGACAGAGGAGUUUUGCCAAGUUUUAAAAGCUGACAGCAAACUGUUUAGGACAUAUUUUAAGAAUUUCUUUAUGAAAGCCAAGUCAUGACGAAGGAUAAGAACUGACUUUCCUGUCAGUUCAUAAAUUCAUGUAAAUUACAGUAUUGUGCAUAUGUGAGAUAGAGAUAGAGAGAGAGAGAGGCUGGUUGACAUUUGACAUAUUUGGUAAUGAUGAGAUGAGCUAUAAAUAGUCUGUGAUUGUAAAGAUAUUAUACUGAUGACUUGUGAGUGUGACACAAUAUAAUUGUGUAAAUGUUUGAAAAAUUACGUUGAAACUGCAGAAAAUAUUUAAGGAAUAUGAAUGUUAAUUUUAAAAGAAAUGUUUUGUUGUGUCUGUUUUCAUAUCAUAAGAAUGCAUUUGAAUUAUUGACAGACUGCUGUUCAUUACGAAUUACAAAGUCACUACAUUAAGUCACAAAAUAUCAACCAAUUGAUGCAAUGCAAUAUAUGUGUUUAGUGCUUUAAUAACUUGUGCUAUUUUCAGUAAAUUUUACAUUGCAAAAAGUCAAAAUCUCAAAAUGAUUAUUUCAAGUGUAACAUACCAAAUUUUAAAAAGUUCAUUGUAUAUAUUCACAAAUUUAAGAUUUCAAAACAGUUUUAUUCUAUUUUAGUACCAGAAUUUCUUCAUUCUUUCUAUUCAUAUUUCAGUAUGAAGUUGUCAGUAAUAAGUUUUGUUAAAUGGCUACCAAUCAGAAAUGACUGAGAUACGGAACUAAAAAAGUGACUUCAUAUUUCAAACAAUUGUCAUAGACAUAGUCAUAAAACAAGUCUUGUUUCAUUUGAGUUAUAUAAGUUGAUUUUAUAGAUGAGUGACAAUUUUUAAAAUGUUAAAGUCUUGAAAUCCUUCAAUAUAAAUAUGCUAUUUCAGUUUCUGUACUGUUGAAAACUUUUACCAUCUUCAUCAAUUGUUAUAAAUACUGUAGGAAUGCAUACUUAUGAAAAGUUAUCAAUAUAUUGACCUUGUUGUUUAUCAUGUAUCCAUGUUAACAUAUUCGUCAAAAACAUGAUCCGUUGCAUACAAAAUUAAAUUUCUUACAGUACUUAAGGUAACUUCCUUACAAUAGAGAUAGUCAUCAAAUCAGUCUAGUUUUACUUGAGUUAGUUAAGUUAAUCUUUAUAAAGCAAUAUUAAUGCAAGUACAGUACUACACAAUGUGUCUAGUAUAUUAGUCAAUAGAAAAAUAGAUUAAAUGACCGACCUGUAGACCAGCUGUAAAUAUAACAAUAUAAUGGAGUAGUGUUUUUUGUAUGACAAUUUUCAGUCACAAGUCACAAUUUUCUUGAUAUACCAUUAAAAUAUGAUAUAUGUGUUAAUAUUAUCAAUAUUUUUUCUAAAAAAAGCUGCGUAUUAAAUAAAAAAUCUUUUGAAAAUGAUGAAAUUUAUAGCUCCAAAUAUUUGGAAGUGAAAAGUAAUCAUAUUUGUCAUCCUGUAAGCUCCUUAGGUAAUUCUUGACAUGUAACUGUAAAAUUAACUGACAGGGCAGUGUGGCCUAAAAAAGCAAUUGUUUGUCCCCCAAAAUAUUAGUUGUUAAGUUCAGUUUGAGGGAGUGCUAUCAGUUUUAUUUUGAAACCAUGGAAAUUUAAAAAAUGUGACAAAAGUCAUCAACAACUGAAUUAAACAUAUUUGACUAUUUUUGACUAGGUCUGUUUGUUUCAAGGGAAAAUUGGUGAUUAAAUUUUUUUUUUUUCAUGCAGAAUAUUUUUUAGGGGUGGGUUGACCAUUUAGGAGGGCUUUAUAUGAUAGAAUUAUUACAUGAUGAAUACACAUUUAUAUGCUAUUAAAAUUUUCUAAAAUUAAAAAAAAAGAAAUUUAGUUUUAGAUUUAGAUAGAAAACUUAGAACAAACCUAAUUUUUGUACUUUCAUGUGCCAACUAUAAUGAAAAAAGUGCUUAUAUCAUAAAAAAAACCACUUCAUUUAUUUAGUAGAUAUGAAGGAAAAGGAUGAUGUUUAAUAAAAUAACAAAUGAAAUUCCAUGACAUUUUUUGUACUCUACAUGUAAAGUAAGUCUAGUUGUUUGUUAUGGUCUAUUAAGGUUAUGUUUGUACAUUGUAUAUUUGUUGCAAAAAUUUGUAAAUUUGACUCUAAAAGAGCAGACUAGUUGUAAAUGCCUUAUUGUAAAUAAUUUGAGGAGGAUGUGUGUGUAUGAGUGUAAUAUUGAGAGAGAAUAGUUUGUUAUGGCUUAUGUUAUAAACUUUACAAAGGUGCAACAACUUUAUGUUUUCACUGUGAGUUCAUUUAUGAUAUUUGAUAUUAAAAUCCAAGCAUACCAAAGAUUUACAGAGUGAAAAUUCGAUUUAUCAUUACACUAUUACAGAAAUUUAAAAAAAAACGAUGUUUCUUCGACUUUUGGUUAUAUUUACAAAAAUUCUAAAAUGACAGAUGAGAAAAUUCUACAAAAUUCACACAAUAGAACAAAAUACACCUCUUAAAUAUAUAUGGAUCAACAUUAAACUCUGUUUAUAUUCUUCCCGGGUUAGAAAUAAAGGCAAAAUAAUUGUAAAAAGUUUCACAUUUGAAACUUCAUAUUUGAAAAGCACAAGUAUUACUAGGAAUAUAACAGAAAUAUUUAAUAUUUUCCAUGUUUUUGUGACUUUAUUGCAAUUUUUGUUAGAAAAAGUAUACCAUCUCCUUGAAAAAAUGUUUUUUUUUUUACAAAAAUUUAUAAGAUUCUCUCGGCAUCUUUGAAACUCUUCUGUCUUUAACCUCUCUGCUUCGAAUAUUGAAACUCUAGAAGUAGACCGAAUGAUAUUACAUAGAUUAUAUUAUAUGGGAUAUUUUUCAUAAUGCACCUGCUGUUGAAAUAUACCCAGAAACUUUGCUCAAGGCAGUGACAUUGGUGGAGGGUUGAUAUAGAAUGUGAUUUUACAAAAAAAAAAAUGAUCUUGUAUUAUAUUAUAUUUAUCAUUGUUAUUCUAGCCAUUUCUGAUAUCAUAAGAUUCAUCACACUUAUUUGGGCCUGAUUUCAAAGAAAUCAAAUGUACAGAAAAGUCACAUGAAUAAAAUUCAACACAGUAAAACAGUUGUUGCAUCUUUGUACUUGUAAACAUUGGAAAGUUACUUUUGUGAGUAUGUGAAUGUUGAUGGACAAAAUAAUGUGUAAUUUAUUGUUAUUUAAUUCCAAACAAACUUUAAAACAAAUACCAUUGUGGUGCUGCUUAAAAUGUUACAGAUGUUAUUGUUAAUUUAUAUAUGUUUUUGAAUCAUUCUUAUAAAUUUAUGAAAACAUUGGUUAGAACAUAUCAGAUCUAUAAAAUUAUUGACAUUGAAUGUACUGAAAAUAGUCAAGUUAUUGUUUAGAUAAAUGGCCUUAUAUGCAUAACCAGUUGGAGAUUGAUUAAAAUUCUACAAUCAGACUAACAUUUUUGACCAUACUAUGUUUAUAUCGGAUGUUAAUAUUGUCAUGGCCUUUGUAAUGACUGAUAUGCAAUCUGUAGCAGAAUACAAACAUUUAUUAUGUGACUAUGUGUUAUCUUGAUUGAAAAGCAAAAAAUGAUUAUUCGACAGCGUUUUACUUUUAUUUGCAUGAAAUAGGACAUAUGUUUCUGUUUAUAGGUGAGAUUUAAACUAUACCAAAAUGGUGUUGAAGAAUAGUCAUAAAAUUAUAACAUUUUAGAAAAAAAUGCUUCAUUCCCAGCUAUAUCCAUUAAUACUAAGAUUAACUGAAAAGUGAUAUGAAAUUUGUUUUAGGAUUAGAGUUCUUGCUCUGUUACAGUUACUUAUAGCUAUUUUUUCCACGGGUAUUUUCUAAUUUAAGGAUUCAGAACAAGGCUUCCAAAACGGUCAUAUAUGCCGGACAUUUGUAUAAUGUCCGGUAAAAGUCCGGCUUGGCAAAGCAUGAAACGGUCAUCUACUUUUUAGUUUUCAAGGCUUUAAGAGACGGUCAUUUUAACAUAAUUCGCGAUCUUUUUGACCCAACAUUUUGCCUUUAACAGCCACACAUUUCCGGUCAUAAAAGUGACAUGAUCAUUAAGUACUAUCAAAACAACCCCUACUUUAAUACCUUCUCAUUUUAAUCAAGGCUAAUUAGUUGUCAAACAGCUGAAAUUUACCUGUUCAGGUGACAGGUAAACUAUUUUGAACCGGACAUUGAUCGGUCUAUUCAAAGUUAUUUUCUUACAUUUCAGCGGUUUGCAUCUAAUAAAUUUAGUCAAAGAUUUAAAUUAUCAGAAAUACGUUUACAAAUAUGAUUUGAUGAAAAAAUUAAAAAGGUGAAAAUGUAAAAUCGUCAUAACCACAUUGUUUGAACCUAGAGACAUGUCUCUGUUUGAACUAGUACACGUGUGCGCAGGUGUGAAAUUUAAUUAUGCAUCCUAAUUUCUUCAAAAAAUGCUAAAAUUGUCAUUGAUACCUUUAUAUCACGUUUAUUUCGAAUAUUUUCUUGAAGAAAUAACGUAGAAAGAGCUACUUCCACUCAUUCACGCUUUGCAAACGUACACGGAAUUUACGUAUCCGUCUCUGGUCCAUGUUUUACCAUUGUCAAGAUAACAUCCGGUAUAAAAACGAAAGUAAAGUUUUUGACAACGUUAUUUUGCACAAAUAAAGAGUCUUAAGGCAGAUAUAAGUACGCUGAUGUUGCACACCUCGAAUGAUGCACUGCCAAUUUAACAGUUUACGUCAGAACUUCGAAUUUGAAUCAAAGAUAGUUUAAUAUCUUUUUUUUUAAUCAAUCAUUGGGAUGGCCAACUCGGCAACUGAUUACCAUAAUUGCCUUUUGUUUAUUUAGUCUUAAGGGAUUAAAAUCGGGAUAAUAUAUAAAAUGUCCGGCUGGCUAAAAAUAAUUUUGGAAGCCCUGAUUCAGAAUGAGCUCUUUCUUGCAUGCAAUAUUUAAAUAGUCUGUGUUCAUAUUGACUUAUUGGAUGAAAUUAAUCAUACUGGAUAUUUUAGUCUGCUAGAUUGAAAUUUAUUUAUUUAAAACAAUCCCGGCUCAAAUGAAAAAAGAUGAAAAUGUUGACAAUUAUAUAUAGAUAUUAUAUAUCACCUUAUGGUUUUCUUGUAAUGAGCUAUUUGCAAUAAUUUAUAUUAAUUUUCAAGAUUGUAUUUGAUAACAUCUGGCAACUCCAUAUGAAAUAUAUUAAAAUGAAUAACUUUACAGAUUGAAAUUGAGGUAUUGAAAUAAUUGAAAUACAAGAUGGGUAAAAAAAAAUUUAAAGGGUAAUACAAUGUGUUUGUUUCUGGAACAUGGUAACAAUAAUAAAGUAACAUUUUCACAGUACAAUACUGCUUUCAUGAUUGAAAAUAAAACAUUAAAACCUUGA
This is a messenger RNA of Mytilus californianus (California mussel), 8270 nucleotides long. Its product is annotated as exportin-T-like. Gene Ontology annotation, molecular function: tRNA binding; small GTPase binding. Lineage: Eukaryota; Metazoa; Mollusca; Bivalvia; Mytilida; Mytilidae. The transcript is spliced from 27 exons. The record is from RefSeq and is a predicted model, not a curated record. The coding region runs from base 139 to 3063 and encodes 974 amino acids. Gene Ontology annotation, cellular component: nuclear pore; cytoplasm; nuclear matrix. Gene Ontology annotation, biological process: tRNA re-export from nucleus.